AGGUUUCAAGUGUUCUUAGGGAUAUUUUAAAUCAGGAAAGUUUGGUGCGCCUCUCUAUGAUACAGAAAAUUCAAAUAUUAAUGAUGGAUGUCAUAGGCAACAGAAAUAUAACUGAAAGUUUGAUGAAAAGGCUGGAUUUCAUGACAGAAAAAAAUCAUGUCUUAGAGAAAAGACAGAGGAAAACUGAAGAGGAGAAUACAAGAUUUAAGGAGGAAUUAAAAUUUUUACGUUCCACAAUAGGUAUCACUAGAGAUUCUACAGAUGACAGUGUUACACUUAAAUGAGACAGAAAUACCAAUAAUGAAGAAGCAAACUUCGUCUCCACAGAGAGAAAAACACCAGUUAACUCGGGAAAAUACAGAAAUAAGAGCACAAGUGGAGGGUUUUAUCAGGAAAUACAUAGAUGAACGAAUCGGGGAACUUGAUUUCGAAAGUUUGAAAAAUGAAAGUUUGUUUCUUGGAAAGAUAUAUGAAGGUCUGUCACUCGGAUUCGAAAAAAUGCAAGAAAGGUUAUUUCAAAUGAACAAAACAAUAAACGAAGAUAGAAAUGCAAAUGACUUAAAUGCUUGGUUAUUGACAGGCCAGGGAAACUUGAUGACUUUUUCUUCUUUCGUCAACCGAACAACGGAACAUAUUUUUCAGGAGCAAAACAACGUUUCUCAGAACUUAAAGAAUAUUUCUGCACAAUUGUCAGAGAGAUUGUCUCCUCCAACAAAGAACUCCAUUGCAUUCUACGCGUACAUGUCUCAGAACACUCCAACAAUAUCUGUUCAAUAGUCUUUGAUAUUUGAUGUAGUGAAAACAAACGCUGGGAACGGCUACCAUUCCGCUACGGGAGUAUUUGUUGUUCCAGAAACUGGGUUGUAUGUAUUCACUUGGACAAUACGGGUUUGGUGAUAUUCAUCACUCAACAGAGGCGAUGGUUGAUACAGAUGUACUGGGGGUAAUUCACGUCAAUGCAGGUAUUGGAGGAGAUCUUGGAGGAACAGGAAUUGUUGUUGCACACGUCAAUGCAGGAGAUGAUAUCUUUGUGCGCACGUAUGCAUCAUAUAAUAAAGGCCCUAUUAUUAGUGGCGCUGCAGGAAGAUCGUUCUUUGCAGGAUGGAAACUAUUCUAAAUAGAAAUAAUAACUGAUAUCGAAGGAAUACCUAAGAUAAUCCCUGUGUAUCACACAAACGAGAGUCUAAAGUGACAAUCUUUCUCAAGUGUAAAAAUAAAAACAUCACUGGAAACAUUUCUACGGGGGAUGUCCAAAAGUUAUUGGACAACUGCUUCAUUUUCUUAAUAAAGCCCACAAUGGGAAGCAUUUACGAUAAUAUAUUAAUAUAGACCAAAUUUUGGUAAAUAUACAAAAGAAUUAAACAAUACACACUAUAUAAUGAAUAUUAUAGGCUUAAAAACUUUGUAUAUGCAAGCAACACGGGCCAGUCUGACGUAACGCUAACUUUAUGAUAACGUCAAAAAUAUGGAUUUUGAUUUUUUUUUUCGCAUGUUCAUAGACACGCGCUAAUAAUUGAUUUGAUAUCUAAAAUUAAAACAAUAUAGACGAUAAUUUACGGGCUUCUUUCAUAUAAUCUAGUCUGCACAGCCCUGUCCAACGGCGCUAGAUUUAUAACAAUGUCAUGAAUAGGGAUACCCUCUUUACAUCAAACAACAGUUAUUUUCCACUUCUUGUAGUGUCUUUACAAAUCAUUGAAAAAGCGUAUAAAUCAGUUAUAAAGCAACAAAAUAUAUAAAAGUUGUUUGAAUAAAUAUUUGGUGUCUGGCGUCGGUUCAACCAUAUGAAAUCAUAACUAUAUGAUUGGAUGCUGUCCAGUUCGGAAUGGCCGACUUCGCUUAU
Molecule: messenger RNA, 1840 nt
Organism: Saccostrea cuccullata (small rock oyster)
Lineage: Eukaryota; Metazoa; Mollusca; Bivalvia; Ostreida; Ostreidae
Exons: 2
Coding region: 262-777 (171 amino acids)
Source: RefSeq, a predicted model, not a curated record